AUGGCGCCUACUCCAAGUUUAAUCUCUCAUGCUUUCCGCCUGUGUUUCUCCUCCAAGAUCGCGUUCGUCCUUCGCCUCGUCCUCGGAUGCGCUGCAUUUGCGCUCGUAGUCCUUACGUACAUCUGCUACUGGACCAUAUUUGCCACCGGCCUCUCGCCGCAGGCGGAGGAGUUCCGCGACACGUGGGACUCGUGCGUGACGCAGCGCGCGGGACAUCUAUUCAAGCUAAACAUGCUGUCGGAUCUGCAUUCGCAGAAGUGCACGGAUCUGGUAGAAGCCGCCGUCGCCAAAGGGGAGGCAUUGAUGGCGCGCGGGCGGGACUUGCGUGAACGCGGGGAGGCGGAGCACCAGGUUGCUGACGGGUGCACGGUGACGUACGACGCGAGGGCGGAUCCGUGGGAUAACCAUCCGCUGCCUCCUAACAGGUUCUCCCAGUCGGGAUCAUGCCUGCUGGAGUGGGUAAUCUACUCGUCUGAAUGCGGGGUAAACAUGGUGCGCCUCGCGGAUUUCGCGCACAUGGCGGGGAUCAGCUUCUCCAUAAUCGGAAGCCGCCAGCCGUGGACGGGCCAAGGCGGCCGCCUGCGCGCCAUCCGCGACUUCCUCGCGGCGCUGCCGCGUGAUCGCGUCGUGAUCACCACCGACGCCGACGACGUCUUUCUCAUGCCGCACCCCAGAUGCCGCCCGCAAAAAUUCCUCGACGCCUUCUUCGCGCUCAACGCGCCCGUAGUUUUCGGCGCGGAGAUAUUCUGCUGGCCAGAUUGGAAGAAGCUAGAGCCGUACUUUCCUCAUAAAAGAGAUUCGUCUGUGAAUCGGUUUCUUAAUGCGGGAGCUUAUGGCGGGUACGCGUGGGCGGUGGCGGAGAUCAUCGAUCUGAUCUACGUGCGCGACUGCAUGCAGGACCAGCGCGGGUUCAUUCUCGCGUUCCUCGCGCAGCAGUACCUCUUCCGCGACAUGCCGCGCGCGCCCAACCCCGACCCCUCCGCCGUGCGCGCCGCGUGGGAAUCGCCGAGCGACGUGGCGGAUGCGGUGCGCGCGCAGGCGGAGGCGGCGGAGUCGGCGAGCAGAGCGGCGUGGCGGAACAACCGCACGGUGCAGUUCGACUCCGCCAUGUCGCCGUUCCACCGCCUGCCCGCCAAGCCUAAGCAGCGCGUCAUGGACGAAGCGCGGCGCGCCGGGCACAGGGGCGCGGCGGCGGUGAUGGCGGCGCCGUUCAUGAAGCUGGACCACUACAGCUCGCUGUUCAUGCACCUGGGGGGUCUCAACUGGGACAACUUCACGAUUCUGGGUACAGGGGAGCAGGCGCUGGUGCGACAGGUUAAUUCGGGGGGGGAGGCAUGCAUCUUGCACCAGCAGGGGAAUAAGCUCACCAAUAUCUCCAUGCCUUAUAUAAUGAAGGAGACCGGUUUGGAGGAGCUGAGAGAGGCGCGAGGGGGGAAGCAGAGAAGAGGAUGGGGGAAAGCAGAGAAGGGGAUGGGGGGAAGCAGGGAAGGGGAUGGGGGAAAGCAGAGAAGGGGAUGGGGGGAAGCAGAGAAGAGUUUGGGGGGAAGCAGAGAAGGGGAUGGGGAAAAGCAGGGAAGGGGAUGGGGGGGAAGCAGAGAAGGGGAUAGGGGGAAGCAGGGAAGGGGAUGGGGGGAAGCAGGGAAGGGGAUGGGGGGAAGCAGUGAAGGGGAUGGGGGAAAGAAGAGAAGGGGAUGGGGGGAAGCAGUGAAGGUGAUGGGGGAAAGCAGAGAAGGGGAUGGGGGGAAGCAGGGAAAGGGAUGGGGGGAAGCAGGGAAGGGGAUGGGAGGAAGCAGGGAAGGGGAUGGGGGAAAGAAGAGAAGGGGAUGGGGGGAACCAGGGAAGUGGAUGGGGGGAAGCAGGGAAGGGGAUGGGGGGAAGCAGGGAAGGGGAUGGGAGGAAGCAGAGAAGGGGAUGGGGGGAAGCAGGGAAGGGGAUGGGGGGAAGCAGGGAAGGGGAUGGGGGGAAGCAGGGAAGGGGAUGGGGGGAAGCAGGGAAGAGGAUGGGGGAAAGCAGGGAAGGAGAUGGGGGGAAGCAGGGAAGAGGAUGGGGGAAAGCAGGGAAGGGGAUGGGGGGAAGCAGAGAAGGGGAUGGGGGGAAGCAGGGAAGGGUAUGGGGGGAAGCAGGGAAGGGGAUGGGGGGAAGCAGGGAAGGGGAUGGGGGGAAGCAGGGAAGGGGAUGGGGGAAAGCAGGGAAGGGGAUGAGGGGAAGCAGGGAAGGGGAUGGGGGAAAGAAGAGAAGGGGAUGGGGGGAAGCAGGGAAGGGGAUGGGGGGAAGCAGAGAAGGGGAUGGGGGGAAGCAGUGAAGGGGAUGGGGGAAAGAAGAGAAGGGGAUGGGGGGAAGCAGGGAAGGGGAUGGGGGGAAGCAGAGAAGGGGAUGGGGGGAAGCAGUGAAGGGGAUGGGUGGAAGCAGGGAAGGGGAUGGGGGGAAGCAGGUAAGGGGAUGGGGGAAAGCAGGGAACGGGAUGGGGGGAAGCAGGGAAGAGGAUGGGGGGAAGCAGAGACGGGGAUGGGGGAAGCAGGGAAGGGGAUGGGGGGAAGCAGGGAAGGGGAUGGGGGGAAGCAGGGAAGGGGAUGGGAGGAAGCAGAGAAGGGGAUGGGGGAAAGCAGAGAAAGGGAUGGGGGAAGCAGAGAAGGGGAUGGGGUAAAGCACGGAAGGGGAUGGGGAGAAGCAGGGAAGGGGAGGGGGGGAAGUACAUGA
Molecule: messenger RNA, 2697 nt
Organism: Closterium sp. NIES-65
Lineage: Eukaryota; Viridiplantae; Streptophyta; Zygnematophyceae; Desmidiales; Closteriaceae
Source: the annotation of a GenBank genome assembly